This is a messenger RNA of Ctenocephalides felis (cat flea), 1635 nucleotides long. Its product is annotated as transmembrane protease serine 3-like. NCBI's taxonomy places the organism in Eukaryota, Metazoa, Arthropoda, Insecta, Siphonaptera, Pulicidae. The coding region runs from base 46 to 1554 and encodes 502 amino acids. Gene Ontology annotation, molecular function: serine-type endopeptidase activity. The record is from RefSeq and is a predicted model, not a curated record. Gene Ontology annotation, biological process: proteolysis. The transcript is spliced from 8 exons.
AAUGCAGUCUUUAAUUAGUGUUUAAUUCACUUACGAUCGGGCAAAAUGAUGUUCUUGGCUGUGUUUAGUGCUAUUCUUUGUGCAGUGGCUGCUGGGCCUACUAAUCGCAUUGUUGGAGGAUUGGAGGCGAAAAAUGGAUCAGCCCCAUUCAUGGUUUCUUUGCAAGCGGAAGACUAUUUUCAUUUUUGUGGAGCCUCUAUUCUGAAUGAGAGAUGGGUUCUUACUGCUGCUCACUGUAUCCAACCAAAUGUACACAAGUACGUUUACGUCGGUUCGAACAACGUAGAAGUAGGCGGAACACACUACGAAAUCGAAAAAGCUUUCUAUCACGAAGAAUAUGAUGGAGUAGAUCUUGUAGAUCAUGAUGUUGCCUUGAUCAAAGUGAAGACAAACAUUGAAUUUAAUGAAGUUGUUCAACCCAUUAAAUUACGAAGAAAGCCACUCGUUGGUGGUGAGGAAUUGAGAGCAGUAGGCUGGGGAAAUACAAAUUCAGCAGGAGAAAAUUUUCCAUUGAAACUUCAAGAAUUGUACGUGAAAGCUUUGACUAAUGAGGAGUGCAAAGCUAAAUCACCAAUUCCACCAACGACCCAAGUCUGCACACUUUUGGAAAAGAAUCAUGGUGUAUGCUCGGGAGAUUCUGGUGGUCCAUUGCUUUUGGAUGGCGAGCAAGUUGGCAUUGCCUCAUUUGUUAUCUUCAAAUGCGCAAUGGGGUACCCUGACUAUUUCACAAGAUUGUCUCUAUAUGUAGAUUGGAUUGAACAACACAUGGAUCUAAGAGUUAAUAAAAUGUCACACCUGGUGAAACUUUUCUUUGUAAUGUACUGUGCUUGUGCAUUAGCAUCGGCACUGAAGUACUCCAUCGAUCAUGGUCCUCGUAUCAUCGGAGGUGAAGUUGCAGGUGAAGGAUCAGCACCUUACCAGGUGUCCUUAAGAACCAAGGAAGGAAAUCAUUUUUGCGGUGGAUCAAUACUAAAUAAGCGAUGGGUUGUAACUGCAGCACAUUGUCUUGAACCGGAAAUAUUAGAUUCGGUAUACGUCGGAUCCAAUCACUUAGACCGAAAAGGCAGAUAUUACGACGUAGAACGGUAUAUAAUUCAUGAAAAAUAUAUAGGAGAACUAAAUAAUUUUUAUGCUGACAUCGGUCUAAUAAAACUUGAUGAAGACUUAGAAUUCAAUGACAAAGUCAAGCCAAUAAAAAUUCAUGAAAACACAAUUCAAGGUGGUGAAGGGCUUAGAGCAACAGGUUGGGGACGUCUUGGUGCUGGUCGCCCAAUUCCUAAUAAAUUGCAGGAGCUACAAACAUUUGCUUUAAGUGAUAAAGAUUGUACAGUAAAAACUGGUCUUGUACCAAAGUCACAACUUUGUGUUUUCCGUGCAUCGGAAAAAGGAGUUUGCUUUGGUGAUUCGGGAGGUCCUUUGGCAAUCAAUGGUGAACUUGUUGGUGUUACUUCAUUCAUUAUGGGAACAUGUGGAGGAGGACAUCCUGAUGUCUUCGGUCGAGUCCUUGACUUCAAACCAUGGAUUGAUUCUCAUAUGGCAAAUGACGGCGCAUAAUUCUUUUAUUUAAUAAUGAUUGAAUGUAAAAUUAUAAACAAAUUGUAAAUUGCAUAAAUGAUAUAAAUGCAGGAAAUUCGA